This is a messenger RNA of Pomacea canaliculata, 7201 nucleotides long. RefSeq names its product serine/threonine-protein phosphatase 6 regulatory ankyrin repeat subunit A-like. Gene Ontology annotation, molecular function: protein binding. Bases 232 to 1359 code for a protein of 375 amino acids. NCBI's taxonomy places the organism in Eukaryota, Metazoa, Mollusca, Gastropoda, Architaenioglossa, Ampullariidae. The transcript is spliced from 3 exons. The record is from RefSeq and is a predicted model, not a curated record.
GCAUUAACUUUAAAUUUUUUGUUACAAUUUUUGUAACGUGCUUAUGUAGAUUUAAUAAACAAACAAAAUAAUCAGAAUAGCUGGGUGUUUCGAAGGUUAGUGCAGCUGCUCGACGCUAAAAAAAAGUAGUUCCCAUUCUCGUUCGUACUAUCACGGAAACAACCGAGACUGUCCUUGUUUACCAAGCACACUGUGGUGCACAUGUAGAUCCUAGAAUGUCACAACAACGAGAUGUCGACGGACAAAAGUUGUUCUAUAGAAAAGAAUGAAUCUAUAAAUGGUUGCCACGAGGCUCUAGACACAGCAGUAGUCAAGGUGUCAAAAGAUAACGGCUUCACUCUUUUACACAGAGCUGCCAGAGACAUUUUUAGAGAUGAUAACGAUGAACACAAAGCAAUAGCAGAGCUGUCCAACCUACUUGAAGAAGAGUUCUACCUGAAUGCUCGUUGUGACCGUGGAUUCACGGCUGCCCAGUAUGCAGCAGUCAGAGGUAACUGGGUCAUUGUCAGGUGCUUGCUGGAGCAUGAUGCCUUUGUGGCGGAGCCAGAUCCAGACGGGAAGUCGCUUCUGCAUAGGCUGGCAUCAUGGGACAGAUGGAAACUCAUCGAAGAGGAUGUAAUCAGUUUAGCUAGCCUCAUGCAUUCAAGAGGCAUCAAUCUAAAUGCUGAAGAUAAGGAAAAGCAAACAGCCCUACAGAUUGCUGCUCAACACCACAACUGGGGAUUGGUUAAAUGGCUUAUCAUCAAAGGUUGCAAAGUCCAGUGCUGUGAUAAGUAUGGUAUGACCCUCUUCAAUCACUUUGCUACUUCAUCUGUGAGUUGCCAUUUUGACAGUUUGGCUGAAAUGGUUGCCCUCUUGGCCACAAAAGUUGAUGUGAACAGUAAGGGGCAGUAUGGUGACACCCCCCUUUGUGUUGCUGCUAGAAUCUUAGACUGGAAAAUGGUAAAGUGCUUGCUGGAUGUAGGUGCUGAUGCAUCUUUGCAUGAUUCUGACAGCUUGUCCGUUCUGCAUUAUUUGGCACGUUGGCGGGGUCCAACCAGGCAUUACAAAUGCUUGAACAAUGGGCAUAAUAGAAUCUUGCCUGCUUACCUAAAUUUUACACAUGCACAAGUGUGUGCAAGUUUUCAUGUUAUUAUCAGUGAAACCAUAACUGCAGCUGUAGAGAAUGGAGCUGAUGUCAGUGCAGUGGGUCCCAGAGGAGAGACACCUCUUCAGGUGUCACUUCAGUACAAAUCCCCUGUAUUCUGGCAUCUCUGGCACAUAACCCAAGGCUCACGUUUCAACACCAGGAAGCCCGUGAAAUCUUACUGCGUUUGCCAGAAUUUCCCAGCGAGUUUAUUAAAGUUGAAGUGCUUAUGAGGCUAAUGGAGAAGUUACACCAGCUUAGCACCAUUGAUGUUGCGGAAGAUUUAAAUAGCGUCAUCUGUGGAGCUCUGAUUAUGCAGAACUGGACAGUAGCUAAGGUGCUCAUUAAAUAUGGUGCAGAUGUGUCCAGCCCAGAUAAAAUUAAAAGGCCAUUGACCCAUGCGUUGAUUCUGGGGAUGCUCAGAGAGUCUGCUGUAGGAGGCCGAGGAUGGCUAGAAGUGCUGGAUUUAAUGCUGGCGCAAGGUGCCAACAUAAAUGCAGAAGACUUUCAAGGAUGCACCAUUGUUCACAAGCUUCUGCAUGCACUGCAUGAAUUUGCAGAUGAAGAUGCUGUUGCCUUUGCUUUAGAAAGUCUCUUAGCAAGAGGUGCUGAUCCCAUGAGACUAGAGAUGGGGAGGUGGACUCCCUUGAAUAUUUUACUGCAAACCCAGCUGCAUGUCAUAAACAGUGGCAAAGACCCUAUAGCUUUACGUCUUGCCAACAUUUUUUUGAAAGCAGGGGUGAGCACCUUUCAGUCACAGAUAUCACAGGCUUUUCUAGGCAUUCCUAGAUCAAGGCCCCGCUAUUUCAAGUUCGACUCCUCAUCGCCUGCUGAGACAGCUGUCAAAGCUCGUCAUGCAAAACUACUGAAACUUCUUGUGGACUCGGGUGCAGCUUCUAACAGUGAACUUUGGCAUCUGCAUUCCAGUUAUAGUGCCCAGCUUGCUAUAGAGAUAGAGAAAGACACAGCAGAAGUGUAUGACAUUCUUUGUAAGGCAGUGCGGGGCCCAAAGUCUCUCCUCUGCUUGUGUCGAUUGCAAAUUUCACAUCUUAUAGGCUGUGGUUCAGAUCGCCAGCGUAAGAUAAAUGCUUUACCAGUUCCUGCACUUUUGAAAGAAAUUAUUCAGUUUCAUGAUGUCCUCAGUGAUGUGACUAAAUCCAUGCCUCCCAACUAGUUCAAGUGCCAGUGUUCUCAGUAUCUGGUUAUGCUCAAAAACCAAGUGACCUUAGAGUCUACAACUGUAUUGCAUGGAGUAAUUAAUGAGUAAUUUACAUGAUACUAUGCUUUUUUUUGCAAUUUUUUUUUUGCUGCUUUUUCUUAUCUUUCUCAUAAGAAUAAUAAUAAUGGCUAUAUUGAUUUUAUUGUUAUCGCGUCACAUUAAGCUAGAUUGUAAAUCAUGAGCGGCAAGAUUUUGCCUAUUUUGUUUGGAUUUUUUUUCAUGAAGUCUGACAUCAUUUACAUUAAUCCAGAUUGUGGCUUAGAUAUUUCAGGACAUUGUUUAUCAUGCAUUCAUUUACAUACAGUUCACAGUCAUGCAGCUCAUUGUUCUUGUUUACAUGUUGUUAUAUAUCAAAACUUUGUUGCAAAAUUCUGCCUUUGAGAAAGCUGCUUUGGGUCUGGGUAAGGGCUUUGAGUGCCUGAUCAUGCCUAGAAGAGUUUUCUUUAUAGAACACUUGUUUUAGAUCAUGUCUGUCAUAGUCGGUGAGGGUGAUGCUGAAAAUAUUUCUCAGGCCUUUGUUUAUUGGAAUGUGUUGUAAAUGAUUCAUGCAUUUGUAUUUUGAGGUUCCUGAACAGAAAUAAGAAACAGAAACAAGGACAUCAAAUAAGUGGUUUGGAAGUGUAAAUCUUUCUGAUGCAUAUGUGCUAUGAAUCUGUAGCACUAUUUUGAUGUAAACUAGUUUGUAUUCAGGACAAGUAAAUGUCAUUUUUUAAUCAUUGACACAAGAAUAUGAUUCUCAGGAUAUAUUUUCAGUUAAAAUUUUUGAAUGUUUUAAAAGUGAAUUAUUUUAUUAGUAUAUUUCACAAUAAUUCUACAGUGACAUGGUGACAGUUUAAUUUUUGAAAAUGAUGGUGUCAAAAAAAUUUGUCAGGCAUUUUUUUUGUUGUUUUUUUUUUAAUUUGCUCAGACUGUAACAAUAAUAAUUAUAUAUGGUUUGAUGUUUGCUUCUGGUGAAGAGGGUAUUCCAACAUAUUUUUUAAAGUGUUAUGGACAGUUCUGUUGGUUCUCUCUCUCUUACUCACACUCUCUAAACAUGUCCCAGUAUGUGGACAAAGCACAGCUCAAAAUGUUUUAAUAUGUUAUACCUUCUGAUAACUGCAUCACAUUGUUCAUAUUUUUAGUUCUGAUUAUUCUUGUUUGCAUGCUGUGGCCUUGUGUGAUUUGUAUCUUGUGCAAAUCCACUUCUUCAUCAUCAGUGUAAACCCAUUUAAAAGUCUAGAUCAUUGGCUUUCAUAAGCAUCCUGUACAUUCUGGUAAUUCAACAUCUGCUUAUUUAUGGCAGAAUUUCUUUUGGCAGCAGUGAAAGUCUGGUGUCUUGGAUGCUUCUAUGCUUACACAUUUUUUUUUUUCUCAGACCCAUUUGUCUUGGCUUUCUUUUUGUUUUAAUUUGAUCAGUCAGUCAGGAUAUGAUUUUAAAUAUUGUUGCUUCUGAAACUUUGUCCAGUACAGGUUUUCAGUUUUUCCAUUACUAAAUGCUCGAGCAACGCAAAGGUCUCCCUAUGCUCCACCACCUUCCCAAAACGCUCUUAUGGAGUUUCUGUGUAUGUAUAUACAUUGUUCGUAUAGUUAUGUGGCUUGUUAUAAUAUGUUGGAUCCUAGUGACUUUAUUGGCUUGCUAUUUAGAACUGGGUCUUGUAUUGGUGAUCUCUAAAAGCAUUUUUCACUUCAUUAAGCCUUUUGUUUCUGAUGGCAAACUUGCCUUGUUCAGCCUACCACCAUCAGAAACCAAACCAAUUUGUGGUUGAUACAUCUUAAAACAACCGAUGAAAUGCCGACAUCUCUUUGGCAUCUGGUGCUACCUUACUCACUACUGACAUUCCAGGUCCCAAGCCUGAUGGGUGCUUUCAAGAGAUUUGCAAUAGUCUGUGCCACAGGUUUCAUUUUCAGAGGGGUGUCUUCCAUAGAGAGUGGUACAGAGCAAUGCUGCUAAAGCUUAUGAAAUAAUCAGGUGAAUGCUUUUGCAAGGUAAGCGUGAUUUCUUAUCUCAUACUCUAAUCCCCUGCUUCCUCCAGGCUUGGGAACCAAAGAUAAACCUCACGGAGAUGCCAAUAUGCAGAAAUACUAUAUUUUUUAUAUAUGCAUGUAUAUAUUUUUAUGCCAUAUUGCAGCUGUUUGCUCCAUCAUCAGCCAGAGCAUGCUUUUGACAAUAGAUCACAGCAGAAAACUUGCAUGAAAAUGAAGAUUUUAGCUCAGCUGUUUCACAUUUGCUUUGAUCAUAUGUAUGUGGAAGCUUUUGAUCAUGAAUAGCAUAAACUUUUGUAACUGGUAAAAAAGUUUUUGAUGGAAAAGGGUGACUGUCUACUGUAACUUUCUGUUGUAUUUCCUCUAUCCCUUCUCUUCUCUUCCUCACAGUGUUACACUUCUCUGAAAAUUUUGUUACAAUUGUGAACCCCACAGAUUUUGUUGUUUCAGAAAAACAUUUCAUUCUUUAAAGGAAAAACUGUUUAUUGACAUUUUUCAAUCAUUUUAGAAGUUUUCUUGUCAGAGUCAAAAGUUAUAUGAGGUUAAAAUUCAGUUGUGUGCCUGAUCUCAGUUGUAACAUUCCCAUUUGUACUGUUCACAUACUGAAUGCAUGUACCAUCCCUUUCAAGUAAUGUUCGGUAUGAGCAUAUUUCUGUCCUUGUGCAUGAAAGAUCUUUUCUUUGUGUAUUUUAGAGGCAUUAACAUACACAUUUUCUUUCUAUUCUUAAUAGUGUUUGAGGUGUGGCACAUGUAUCAGCUGUUUAAAGUGUGCAAAUUUGUUAGUAGGAUUCAACAGCUACUGCUGCAAUGUCUUAAUGCAAAUCAUAUAUGUACACACACAUACACACAUCUUUUAAAUAGGCAGUGUAAGCUAUAUAUUUGGCUUAAUAAAGCAGAUUUACUUGUGAAUACUGUGCAUUGUUAAUGUUCAGGGCUGGUUGAAAAGUCUAAUCUGCUUCUAUUAAAUGUCAGAGUUGCAGGUCACUUGUAGAGCACUGGAAUAGUGGUAGUUGUGCCAUUACUUUUUCCACCUGAUUUGCAGGCCUGGCUUGCAGUUUGUGAGAUGGUAUGUGUGUGUGUGUUUGAGUCUUCGAGGAGGAUGGGCAAGAUGACUGAAAUAUCAAAAUUCCUAGUGAACUGAACGAUAUGAGGGAACAGGCAAAAUAAGUUUCUGGAUGUCCAUGCCACAUAGAUAAUGGUUUGUGUGUGACAGCUUUAGGUGGUACUCUUGAGACUUCAGCCUGCUUUUCUCUCUUGAGACCGAAAAUUAUAGUUUCCCUCUCAUUAACAAAGAGAACUGAAUAUGUUGAAACCCCUUACCCUCUCACGCUUGCCAUUUCUCAUCCCUUCUCUCUGGUCGCACUGCCUCCCACUUCAUUUCCAUCCCAUUUUUUAGUUUGCAAACUAGUUGCGGUUCAUAUAAUAAAAACUGCUGAUUAUUCCUAAUAUUUUAUUAGCAGUCAUUUUGAGAACUUUUAACAGUAUAAGAUGGUGAUUUCAAGAACAAUAAGAAGAAAAAAUGUUGAGCCUUGGCCGAUAUAUAACAGCACUGGGAAUAUAAUUUGCUAUCCGCUAUAAUUUUUAUUCCUAUAAUAAAACUUGCAUUCUCUGUUUUAAAAAAUAUUAAUUCUUUCUCGAGAAAUUCACAUUUUGAGUUGAUACUAAUUAAAAUACAAAAUAGAACUUAUGAAAAAAAAUGAUAGUACUAUAACACCAUUUCUUAAAAAUUCUGCGAGUUCUUUUGAUGAGCUAAUAAUGGUCUUCUAUCUUAUUUCAUUUCUUCUACUUUAUAAUCUCAGUACACUUGGCCUCCUCACACCAUCACCCAAAACUCCCUUUUACCUGUCAACUCCCAGUGCUUUCUGUUCAUCGGCCUUGCUCGCGCAUUUUAGGAGCAUGGUUGUAAAACACUCUUGCUUAAUCAGUAGAACUUGAAAACGUUUACAUGCCCUGCUUUACUGCAUCCAUUUCAUUUUCUUUAGAUCAUCGAGGCUGGUGAAUAAUCAGUUCAGGCUUCACAAGUAUUGUGUUUUCCUUUAACAAAAUUUAGAGCUAGUAACUGGGUAAUUGAUGAUUUGAAAGCCGUCCAACAACAAGAAUAACUUUAUUAUACAACAAAAAACACAAGAAGAAAUGAGUCUAGAAAAAUGCAACAGUGGGAGUCUACUAUUAUGUCCAGUAAAGUGCUCCCUCGCUGCAGGCAGCACACUUCAAAAAUCAGAAAACACCCCACUUCGUAGUUUGGCUUCAUUUUAAAAAAAUAAGCUGCGGUCUAAACAAAAGGUUAGAUGACUUAGCAAUAAGACCAGCUGAAUUGAAAAUAGGUUUCUUCAUCUCCGCAACCCCAUGCACCAAAAACGAAAAAGCUGCCUCGAGUCCUUACAUCAGAAGCUUUGUGCAGCUGCGAGAAAAAUCGUGUCACAAUUGUUCGACAUAUUAAGGGGAGAUGACAGUGUCUUCCUAGUGUACACUAGAGUAGAGAGUUAUUUCCCAUCACUUAUAGUUCGCAUCGUGAUCAAUUUGUUCAAGCGGAGAGAGAAGAAUCUGUGUUUGGUUUUGUUUUUUUCUCGCACCCUUCGGAUGAUCAAAGAUACACUUUCACAUUUUUUCAAAUGCUAUCACUUAUUGUACUUUUUGUUUUGUUGAACAGUUAGGUUAACUGAAUUUUUUUUUCUUGCAUUUGUUUUCAGUGGUGAGAUGUGCGAGUUUGAUGUACUUUUCGAAUCCCCCAUGUAAACGCAAGUAAUCGCCAAAUACUAAAUGCACGUUACAUCAAAAAGUUUUGUUAGUCUUGUCUUCGUCUCUCAUAACAGUUCUGUGCUUUUCUUAUAGUUGUGUCACUAAUAAUUCAACUACUGUCGUUAUCAGCAUGACAAUAAAAUAAAUAAAUUAAA